GGGCCGAGGAGCAGGACGUGGCCACUGGUGACACUGGAGAGGUCAGUGGUGCUGACCUGUGGCUCCGUCCAUGCAGGGCCGAGGAGCAGGACAUGGCCACUGGUGACACCAGAGCAGUGCCAGCAGAGGACGAAGGACGCACAUCCCCAGCAGCCGCCCAGCUCCAGGGUGACAACACGGACACCACCAGCCCGUAAGUGCCCGCUGUGGGGGCCACCCCGCCAUCCCUGGCCGUGCUCCCAGGAGCACCCCAGGACCUGUGGGACUCCCCAGCAGCGCCGAGGCCGCAGGGCUGCGGAGCCGUGCCCGGCAGCUGGCGGCCCAGAACACCAAACUGCAGCGGGACGCCGAGCUGGCCGAGGAGCUCAACACGCGCCUGGCCGAGGAGAUUGCGCAGCUCCAGGCACAGCUGCGAAGGUGCUCCCGAGGGGCUCCCGAGGGGCCGGGGGCUGGGACUGCGUCCUGGCAAGGCUGAAGCGCCGUUUGCCCCUGGCAGCAGCCGGCAGGCGCUGGAGCAGGCCAGGGCGGCCGUGGAGGAGCUGGACGACAUGAAGGCCGUGGUGAAGCGGCUGGAGGAGGAGAACACCGAGCUGCGGCGGCAGGCACGGCACGCGGAGAAGGAGCAGCGCAGCCUGUGCUCACGGGCCGAGGGCCUGCAGGAGGAGAACCAGCGGCUCCUCGCCGAGGGCCAGGGACUGCGGGAGCAGCUCCAGGCGCAGGCGGCUCGGGUGGCCAGCCUGGAGGUGAGCACGGUGGCCAUGGAGCUGGGGCUGUGUUGGACAGUGACAGUGCUGAGUCCCUGUCCCCAUCCCUCUGCCCAGGCCCAGCUCUGCCGUGGCACUGCCCUGCUCUCUGCCCGGGACACUGCCCUUGCCCAGGUGAGCGCGCGCUCAGUGACACUGCCACUGCCUCAGCUGUCACCAGGGCCACCCCUGGCCCUGUCCCCCAGCCCCUCACUUCCAGGCCCUGUCCCACAGGCAGGCAGAGGGCGCAGGAGCUGACAGCAGCACUGGAGGAGU
Melospiza melodia melodia is the source of this 1019-nucleotide messenger RNA. It is a transcript of the gene KASH5, whose product is annotated as KASH domain containing 5. The transcript is spliced from 4 exons. Bases 549 to 1001 code for a protein of 150 amino acids. NCBI's taxonomy places the organism in Eukaryota, Metazoa, Chordata, Aves, Passeriformes, Passerellidae. Gene Ontology annotation, biological process: telomere localization; homologous chromosome pairing at meiosis; chromosome localization to nuclear envelope involved in homologous chromosome segregation. Gene Ontology annotation, cellular component: chromosome, telomeric region; nuclear outer membrane; meiotic nuclear membrane microtubule tethering complex. Gene Ontology annotation, molecular function: dynein complex binding. The record is from RefSeq and is a predicted model, not a curated record.